This is a messenger RNA of Rubroshorea leprosula, 1772 nucleotides long. The record is from the annotation of a GenBank genome assembly. Lineage: Eukaryota; Viridiplantae; Streptophyta; Magnoliopsida; Malvales; Dipterocarpaceae.
ACACGACCAAAACCACCACCGACGCCGUCCCUUUAUCCCCUAGCUUCUUCAUCCCCAUCAAUUCCCUUGCUUUUGAUUCUGUGACAUUGAAAAAUGACUUCUUCUGUCUCUUCUUCUCUUCACUUGCUAAAACCCAGUUCCAAUUCCAUACUUCUGUACCCAUCAAGAACAACUGACCCAAGAAGAAGGUCGCAAGCUCCUGUUAAAGCGGCUUCUUCCGGUGAUAGCAAUGGUCCUGCGUCAAACCCGACAAAAUUGCUCACCUUUUUAGGGAAAGGCGGCUCCGGCAAGACGACCGCUGCUGUUUUUGCUGCCCAGAAUUAUGCAAUGAGUGGGCUUAGAACAUGCUUGGUUAUUCAUGGUCAAGAUCCCACUGCUGAUUGGCUUCUUAACUGUAAGAUUGGGUCCUCUCCUGUUGUAUGCAAUGACAACCUCUCAGCCAUUAGAUUGGAGACAACAAAAAUGCUUCUAGAACCCCUCAAUCAGCUGAAGCAAGCAGAUGCCCAUCUUAAUGUGACCCAAGGAGUUCUUGAAGGGGUGGGGUAUCUCUAGACAUUUUUUACAGUGUCACUGUGACAUUAAGAUUCUUUUCCUUUGGAUAGUAUUUUCUGUGGAGGACUUCGUGAUGCAUCUUUGUUUGAAAUAUAGUAGGUUGUUGGAGAAGAGCUUGGGGUGCUUCCUGGGAUGGACUCCCUUUUCUCAGCACUUGCAUUGGAGAGGUUUGUGGGAUUAUUGGGGAUUAUGGCUCAAAAGAACCAACAUAAAGAUAAAUUCGACAUAAUAGUAUAUGAUGGUGUCAGCACUGAGGAGACCCUACGGAUGAUAGGUGUGAGCAGUAAAGCAAGACUGUACUUAAAAUAUUUGCGGAGCCUGGCUGAGAUGACUGAUUUUGGGAGAUUGGCUGGUCCUUCACUCUUGAGGCUUGUAGAUGAAGCCGUAAUUAUGAACAGGGAUCACACUCAAUUCAACGGGAGAAUGAGUGCAGAAAUAUGGGAUAGUUUGGAACAAUUUCUGGAGCGAGGAUCUUCUGCCGUUUCAGAACCAAAUAGAUUUGGAUGCUUUCUUAUGAUGGAUCCAAAGAAUCAACUUUCUCUGCAUACUGCAUCGCGUUAUUGGGGCUGUGCAAUCCAAGCUGGUACACAGGUUUCUGGUGUAUUUGGUAUUCCUUUGCCCGAUUCUCCAGUAAAAUCAAUGGAAAAGGUCAAGAAGGAAUUUUCACCUUUGCCCUUUGCUUUCAUUCCACAUCUCCCAUCGGGUUCCCCUCCAGAUUGGAAUGCAAUCAUCUCGAGCAGUGCAAGUGCAGAUGCCCGGAAUCUUCUUUCUUUUCCAGCAAGCCAAGGGAAGAGCAUGAUGCCCUCUAUACAAUUUGAUGCAGCAAGAAAAACAGUAACCCUCUUUAUGCCAGGUUUUGACAAGUCAGAGAUCAAGCUAUAUCAAUAUAGAGGAAGAUCUGAGUUGUUGGUUGAAGCAGGGGAUCAAAGAAGAGUCAUCUGCUUGCCACCAAAGCUUCAAGGGAAAGUAGAAGGUGCAAAGUUCAUGGACAGAAGCCUUGUAAUCACGAUGAGAUGAUGUAGACCAGCAACAGCUUGAAUCACAACCUCAAAACAUACGCUUGCACCUUUUUCAAUUUUUUUCCUUUAUUUUUUCCCCCUGUUUUUUAAUUAAUUUUUGUAGUGUAAACUGAGAUGACUAACAUAUCCAACAGAAAAAUGCAUAAACAGGGAAAAUAAUACUCUCUCUUUAUUUAUUUUUAGUAAAUUUAAUUUAAUUUU